AUCAUGCGAGAUUGGUGGAAGAUAUCAAGUUAUUUGACGUAGUAGACCUUUCGGGUGUCAAUGAAACGACAGGUUAUCAUUCGAAUUCCAAGGCAUAUGAAUUCACGGCGACAGUGGGUGCUUUGGUUGCGUUCGCAAAUGUUUCUACUCAAUUUGCCAAAGAGACAUUUUUGGUCAACGAAUUCACAGUAAAGGCGUAUCUUCUGCCAGCAGCUGGUUCGAAAGGUGGAACGAUUGUAUUCUUUUCUCGUGGGACGAGAAAGGGUGCUGCUUUUAACGUCGCAUACGAGUAAUUAAUUCACUAUUCAAUGUUAUGUAUUUUUAGUUUGUAUCACUGUAUGAGCGCACAUCAAUUUUGAAAUUGGGAUAAAUUGCAUGCAUUCGGGGGUGGUAUAUAUCCAUCAGUAACACAACUAUGAACCACAACACAACCUGGCAACCAUACACCAUCUUUACCACCCGACAUAUCUUGUCUUGUAUGUAUAUAUUCACCACUUGACAGAUCUUGUAUGUACAGUAGAACCACUUAACAUGAUCUUGCAUCACCUGACAAUAUUACACCAGUAUGUCACUGGACAUGUCUUGUAUGUACAGUAAAACUAUUUGACGCGACUGUACACCACAUAUGAACCACGUGACAAGCAUACACCAUGUUCACCUUACAGACCUUGUACGUGCAGCAGAACUAUCUGACACAACUGUACCACGUUACAGUUCCACGCCAGUUGACAGGCAUUGCACCCGACACAAUUUAAGUAGCUAAGUGCAUAAUUAUCAUGCAGUAUAAAUGGACAGAGGCGUAGGCAUGAAGGGAGAAGGGGCGAUCCCCUUCAAUGAAGUCCGGGCUGGUUGUAUAAAACGUUUAAUUAAGUAGUACUUUUAAACCACUAUUUUGUAAUUAAUUAAUAAUUAAGUGUUAGUUGAUUUGUUUUAGAAAUGCAAAAAGUGGGUUUUAGAUCUAAUAUAGCGUAUUUUGACUACCACAACUACGUGGGUAUAAAGCUUUCACUCAUAUACAGACAUUGCUUUUAACAUUCAGUUUAAAAUCAAUAAAGAAAAAUGCUAUGUUUGAUAUAAAAUCUCGCUUAAUACGCUUGUUAAAUAAUAUGGGAGGGACCUAUAUAAACGUGUAUAAAUAUAACGGCACACGUGUAUAAAUAUAACGGCAAACCUGUACGUUUGAAACCUAAACAAACGUGGAAAAACAUUUGCAGUUGACCAUGGCAAGUGGUAGUAACAUUAACUACCCUUUUAUAUUACCGGCUGCAGGUUCUUGGAGCUAUAUUGUGGUUAAUGCAACAGAAUUUUGUAUCUCAGGAUGUGAGAAUUUCUUUUGCUGGAGUUUCAUGCACUCGUACUCUCCCCCCCCCCCUCCCCCCUCCUACGAUUCUCACAUCUGAACAUAUUCUCUCCCGCCAAGAAACGCGAGUGUAAAUAUGUGAGUAUGUAAAUAGACAAAACUAAUCAUCUAAAUAUAAACUAUAAUUCUAUUUCAGAUGGAAGACAAGUACCAGUCUCCAAGUUGAAUCUUCAUUCUAUAUUGAGUUCAAUGGUUAUUCAGUUUCAUGUGAAUUCGACAAUGUGAACGGCAUUCCCAGAGAUGCAUGGGUACACCUUGACGUGCGUGUACAUAUGCAGGAGAGGUUAAUUAGAUGCGAAAUUGGAACAGACACAGGUAAAAAGUUUUACCGUUAUGCAGGAACAACCAGUGAUGCACCGAUAGACCAGUUUCCAUUAGAUGGCAAGUUAAGGUUGGCGCAGCAAUUGUUGUCUGGAUCGGAACACAUUCUGGGCAUUACAGAACGUUUUUUG
Messenger RNA from Paramuricea clavata, 1812 nucleotides. Lineage: Eukaryota; Metazoa; Cnidaria; Anthozoa; Malacalcyonacea; Plexauridae. The record is from the annotation of a GenBank genome assembly.